Molecule: messenger RNA, 1797 nt
Organism: Ceraceosorus guamensis
Lineage: Eukaryota; Fungi; Basidiomycota; Exobasidiomycetes; Ceraceosorales; Ceraceosoraceae
Product: NAD(P)-binding protein
Exons: 4
Coding region: 410-1549 (379 amino acids)
Molecular function (GO): oxidoreductase activity
Source: RefSeq, a predicted model, not a curated record
CUUUUGCCCAACACAAAAGAAAGCCCGCCAGGCAUGUUCAGUAUGUAGGUACAGUCUGUGAGGCGAGUCGUAAUUUCUCAUCAAGCUGCAUGCGUCACCAGCCCAGCAUGAUGGAGAUGGAACACGCCGAUGGCAUAGCCUCGAUCGUGAUGGCAUGGAUGGUCUCAUGACCUGCAUCUGCAGCUUCAACGACCGGUGGGGCCUACAGCGAGACCGCCUUGAUAUCGGGCAGGAAAUCCAACAUGCGCGCCCUGGCCAAGCUGUUGGUCAGCAGCCACGGCAGUCUCAGCGAGCGCACAAUUGAUCUUAUGAUUGAAGAGCUCUCGCAACGGGCCGCAGUGCCGAGGCAGUGGUGAUGACGUGCGGGCACAGGCGUGGGAAGACUGCGAGCUCGAUUCGCAGGUCCGACAUGGCGGGUGGUGCAGAAUAUGAAUCUCAAGCACAACCGAAACCAGAUCAAAUUUUGACUAUUACGACUACCAUCACGCACGCAAGUCGAGUAGCCAGCGCCUUGAGAGACACGCCCACAUUACCCACGUCAUACCUGCUACCCUCCGCUAGACAGCCCAAAAUGUCAAGCAACUCAGACAAGAUCCACGGGAAACAGUCGCACUUGGAGGAGCAACAUGACAUUGUUACUGCGUACCCGAAUGCUAUACCAAGUAAGCAGUCACAAACAGGCCCUGGACUGGAUAAGGACAUGAAGCCAGGAGCGGCGCACUACCAGGUCGAAACUUGGGACAAUGACGGGAAGCCGUACUUGACGGAGUACAAAGGCACGGGCAAGCUUGAAGGUCGACGUGCGAUCAUCACCGGUGGCGAUAGUGGCAUCGGCCGUGCCAUUGCGCUGUUCUACGCUCGCGAGGGUGCAAAGAUUACUCUGGCGUGUCUGCCCGAAGAAGCCGAGGAUGCAAGGACGGUCGAGCAGCUGGUCAAGGAAGGACCUGGCAGCAAGUCCAUCAUCGUUGUGCCAGGAGACGUCAAGGAUCACGCGUAUUGCAAGAGCCUGAUUGACACUCACGUCAAACAAUGGGGAGGUCUGGAGAUCCUGGUGAACAACGCAAGCCAGCAGAUCGAGUGCAAGGACCUUGCAGAGAUCGAUUUGAAAAACGUCGAAAAUACCUUCCAGACGAACAUCGUGGCCAUGAUUGCUCUUGCCAAGUUCGCAUUGCCACACUUGAAGCGAGGUGCGGGCACAAUCAUCAACGAUGCGAGCGUGACUGCUCACAAGGGCAGCAUCGGAUUUGCCGACUACGCCGCCACCAAAGGCGCAAUCGUUACUUUCACUAAAGCACUUGCGGGCCAGCUUGCCCCCAAGGGCAUCCGCGUGAACGCAGUCGCACCAGGGCCCGUUUACACGCCCAUGCAGCCGGCGUCCCGAACAGCAGAAAGCAUGGAAGGUUGGGGCGUUGGUGCGAUUCCUCUGCACGGUCGACCCGCACAGCCGGCUGAACUAGCAGGCGCCUUUGUCUUCCUGGCCGAUCCUGUUUACACUAACUGCAUGACUGGACAGGUCGUGCACGUCAACAAUGGCGGCUACUUUCCUUAGGGUUGUGAGAAGUAGCAAACGUCAAGGUGCUCAACUCGGACCAUGCAGUACCUAUCGCAUGCGUUUGAGAGCUGCGUCUUCUGCCAAUCGGAAUCCCGGAGUCUUGUGUUCACAGUGAGGACACUUCGGAAGGCACUGACUUUCAGCAGCGGCUGACGUGAGGAUCACUAAAAAGUUCCUUCCAUCGCUUCUAUGAUGCUGGCGGUGGAAGUUGAUCUCAUUAAUCGAUCUGUGAAUUCCUGCUUGCG